GGCGGGAGCGGACGGGAGGGGACAGAAAGGGACAGGAGGGGACAGAAGGGCACGGAGCGGUCACGGGCUCCGUCCUGGGUGGACGGCAGUGUGGGAAGGGCUCUGAGCGUGCUGGGAGGUGAUUCCUGUGCUGCUGCUGCUUCUGCUGCCCUUGCAGAGUGUGCCCCUCACCUUGCUGGCUCUGUGUGAGGCAGGCAGGACCCUUCCCUUGGGAUUGUUGUGGACAGAGGAGCUUGGACUGAGCCCAGCCUUUCCCUAGAUCCCAAAAUGAGUUCCAUGCUGAGCUCUGCCCUGCGGAACCUCCCCGUGUCCUCAGCCUGGGCUGCUGGGGCCUUUACUCGAUCACUCAGCUGCUCCUUGCAGUUCCAGUCUGCAGCCCAGCCAAAGACUAAGAAGAGCCUGGCCAAAAGUGGGGUGAAGAAUGUGGUGGUGGUGGAGGGUGUCCGCAUUCCCUUCCUGCAGUCUGGCACCACGUAUGCUGAUCUGAUGCCACAUGACUUAGCCAGAGCAGCACUGCAGGGCCUGCUGACCCGGACCAGUGUCCCGAGGGAUGUUGUUGAUUACAUUGUUUAUGGCACAGUUAUCCAGGAGGUGAAGACCAGUAAUGUUGCCAGAGAGGCUGCCUUGGGAGCAGGAUUCUCUGACAAAACUCCAGCCCACACCGUCACCAUGGCCUGCAUUUCCUCAAACCAGGCCAUGACCACAGGGGUGGGGAUGAUUGCAGCUGGCCAGUGUGACGUGGUGGUGGCCGGCGGCGUGGAGCUCAUGUCCGACGUGCCCAUCCGCCACAGCAGGAAGAUGAGGAAGACCAUGCUGACCCUGAACAGAGCCAAGACCCUGGGCCAGAAGCUCUCCCUCAUUUCCAAAAUCCGCCCCGACUACUUUGCUCCUGAGGCAAAGACACAGUGACCAAAGACAACGGGAUCCGCCCGUCCUCCCUGGAGCAGAUGGGAAAACUGAAGCCAGCCUUUGUCAAGCCCUAUGGAACAGUGACAGCAGCCAACUCCUCCUUCCUGACCGACGGAGCGUCGGCCAUGCUGAUCAUGUCUGAGGAGAAGGCCCUGGCCAUGGGCUACAAACCAAAGGCCUACCUAAGGGAUUUCGUGUACGUGUCCCAGGAUCCCAAGGACCAGCUGCUCCUGGGCCCCACCUAUGCCACCCCCAAAGUGCUGGAGAAGGCCGGGCUCAGCAUGAGUGACAUCGAUGUGUUUGAGUUCCACGAGGCCUUUGCUGGCCAGAUCCUGGCUAACCUGAAAGCCAUGGAUUCAGACUGGUUUGCAAAGAACUACAUGGGCAGGAGGUCAAAGGUUGGAGCCCCUCCCCUGGACAAGUUCAACACCUGGGGGGGCUCCCUGUCCCUGGGACACCCCUUUGGGGCCACCGGCUGCCGCCUGGUCAUCACUGCUGCCCACAGGCUGAAGAAGGAGGGGGGCCAGUACGGCCUGGUGGCUGCCUGUGCUGCAGGAGGGCAG
Molecule: messenger RNA, 1472 nt
Organism: Zonotrichia albicollis (white-throated sparrow)
Lineage: Eukaryota; Metazoa; Chordata; Aves; Passeriformes; Passerellidae
Source: RefSeq, a predicted model, not a curated record